This is a messenger RNA of Phragmites australis (common reed), 1491 nucleotides long. RefSeq names its product auxin-responsive protein IAA21-like. Gene Ontology annotation, cellular component: nucleus. Lineage: Eukaryota; Viridiplantae; Streptophyta; Magnoliopsida; Poales; Poaceae. Gene Ontology annotation, biological process: regulation of DNA-templated transcription. The coding region runs from base 419 to 1195 and encodes 258 amino acids. The transcript has 5 exons. The record is from RefSeq and is a predicted model, not a curated record. Gene Ontology annotation, molecular function: protein binding.
UCAUUUUAAGAUACGUUGCAACACACCGGCACUCAUCUAGUCGAUUAAAAGUAGCAAUCAGUGCCAAUGCUAAUAGCUUCUUUUGCACACUAUCAAUUUAGAACCUUUCUACUUACCUAUCAUCUCAACGGGGAAAAAACCAUCGAAUUCUUGGUUCUUGGUACAUUCAUGCCCUAACUCCCAAUGGAAAAGACAGAAUCACCUAAAAAAUUUGAAGAAAACAAAACAAAAGAAUAAACUGAGCCUCUAGUUAAACCCGGCCUCCUCGUCCUAUGUCUCCUUGCUCUGCCCACUCGCAAGCUCACAAGUUGACCAGCAACCAAGAAACCUCUAAGGCCACCUCUCAUCUUCACCUCGCCCUUCCUACCAAGAAACCGAGAUUUCCGUAGUUGGUGAUGCUCUCCGGGUUUGGGUAGCCAUGGCGCUGCCACAGGAGCGGGACUACAUCGGGCUGUCGCCGGCGGCGGCGGCCACGGAGCUGCGCCUGGGGCUGCCGGGCACGGAGGAGGAGGCAGUUGGCAGCAAAGUGGAGGCUGGGGCUCCUCUGACACUGGAGCUGGUGCCUAAGGGCGGGGCGAAGCGCGGGUUCGCGGACGCCAUUGUGGGGAGCCCUGCCGGGCAGCGGCGGGAGGUGGCGGCGCGGGGCAAGGCGGUGGUGGAGGACGAGGAAGAGGAGGAGAAGAAGAAGAAGGAGCAGGCACCGGCGGCAAAGGCACAGGUGGUAGGAUGGCCUCCAAUCCGCAGUUACAGGAAGAACGCCAUGGCGAUGAACCUGCCUGCAGCGAAAAGCAAAGACGAUGAUGGGGUGAAGCAGGCUCCUCCGGCGCAGGGGUGUCUCUACGUCAAGGUUAGCAUGGAUGGCGCGCCAUACCUCAGGAAGGUGGACCUCGAGAUGUACAAGAACUACAAGGAGCUGUCGCUGGCGCUGGAGAAGAUGUUCAGCUGCUUUACCGUCGGACAUAGUGAAUCUAAUGGAAAAUCUGGAAGAGGACUAUCUGAUUGCCGACUGAGGGAUCUUAAAAAUGGGACUGAACUUGUGCUCACUUAUGAGGACAAGGAUGGAGAUUGGAUGCUUGUCGGUGAUGUCCCGUGGCGAAUGUUCACGGACAACUGUAGGAGGCUCAGGAUCAUGAAGGGUUCGGAUGCAGUGGGCCUUGCUCCUAGAGCCAUGGAGAAGAGCAAGAACCGUAACUAGGAAAAGGAUGGACAUGAUGACAUUAUACUUUGUAAGGUCCCAUUCUCAAAAACAAGGUUAAUGGACUUAAUUAAGAUGUAAGGAGGGGAUUACUUAUAUCCAUGUGUGCCUCUUUGUUUUUGUAUUUGGGGUUUGGAUGAAGAUAUGUUAGAUUGCAAGCAUAAGUUGUGUACUUCCCUGUAUGUCUUUCUAUUUGACCGUGUGUCGUAGUUUCUAUUGUAAAUUGUCUUGCUGUAUGAUGCAAACCGUUUUUGGGGUCCUGCUUUGUGCUUGCUAAUGUCCCUGGUGAGUCAGUA